Molecule: messenger RNA, 564 nt
Organism: Pocillopora damicornis (cauliflower coral)
Lineage: Eukaryota; Metazoa; Cnidaria; Anthozoa; Scleractinia; Pocilloporidae
Source: RefSeq, a predicted model, not a curated record
AUGACGAUACCCAUUUUUUCGAUAGAGUGCGCUCACCCCUUGGGCUUGGAGAACUACCGGAUUCCUGAUUCAGCCUUUGCAUCUUCUUCGGAGUGGGACUCCAACCAUGGACCUACCAAUGCCAGACUUAACAGACCUAGUGGUGGCGGGAAGACUGGUGCCUGGUCAGCCAAGAGAAAUGAUAGAAACCAGUGGAUUCAAGUGACAUUUCCUGAGGUCACUAAAGUGACAAGAGUUGGAAUCCAAGGCAGAUAUGAUUACAAUCAGUGGGUUACCAAGUUCAAAGUGUCUUAUAGUCUUGAUGGUAUUGACUUCGUUAUCCUCGGCAAGAUAUACAACGGUAACAGCAACCGUAACAGCAUUGUGGUCAACGAUUUAGGGGCACCCAUUCAAGCUCGUGUAGUACGCAUCAAUCCAGUCGAAUGGUAUGGACACAUAUCCCUGAGGAUGGAGCUGUACGGCUGUCGUUCGUCAUCAGGAAGAACAAUCUUUCUUCUAUGGAAUCUGGAGUUCGACCCUCCCUCUGAUAGAUAUCUCUUCAUCGCCCUCAAACCGGAGGCUUAA